GUGAAGGCGGCGGCGGCAGGGCGGCGGCGAGGCGCGAUAUUCUACGAACGAAAAUCGGAGGCGUGGAAUUACUGGCUGCCCUGAAACCACGGGCCUGAAAAACUUGCCUUCUGGUGUGGAUGGAUCAGUCUUCCCUGAGUCAGGGUCCCUGACCAAUCUAACGCCGUUACAGCGUUCGUGGCAUUGCCGGAGUUCUCCAUCCCACCGUUACAGCAAUUGCCCACUCACAGUUUUAUGCUUGUAUCGAGUUUCCGCUCCCAACGUACGGACCUGCACUUUACCAAGAAACCUUUGUCGCGCUCACCAAGAUUCUUGGAGCGGCUGGACUCGCGUCGCAUCGAGCCCGCGUCGCGUAGAGCGGUUCGCGGCUCGCGGUUCCGCUUCAAGAUUGUCAAUCCAAACCACGCAGAGCUCCCUCCCUCCCACCCUUCCCUCCCCAUCUCGCUCCCAACUUCGAGGAGGGAGUCUUCCCCCUCGAGUCUUCCUGGGUCCUCCUGUCCUGGGUUCUCUUACCUGGCAAUCUUGAUUCUCUCACUUCCCCACUCGCAGCGCCCUCGUGUCUAGAAGUCUACCUCAACACAUUGACCGACACGUCAGCAGACUUCCGUUGUCACCGACCAGCGCCACACUUGCCACACUCAUCUUCUCACCGACAUACUACGUUCUUGAAAAUCUCAGGGGCUCUGCUGCGUAGUGCUUGUAUAAAGUCAUCGAAUCCACGCCAUUUGGCACAAGCUCCACUCCAGCCCAAGUAAAGCUCUAGCAAAAGCUUCCUCCUCGCAAGCUUCUCGCUUCCUCUUACCUGUCUGAGGGCUCCCUUAUUUCUCCAGCGACCGCAGCAAUGGGGCGUUUUAAGCCGCUUUUCCUCGUCCUGCUCGCGCUCUCCCUGGUUGUUUCCCUCACGCUCGCGCCGCCGUGCUGUGCAAAUGAGCUCGUUGUUGCGGAAAGCGGUGGCUUCAACACUGACGACCCCUCGCCGCCUGGUCUCCUGAGCGAUCUGUUUGGGGGGAGCAGGAGGUUCCUGUGGUCGCACCCUCACGGCGAUUCGCACCAUCACGGCGAUUCGCACCAUCACGGGCAGUCUUGCAGGUCGUAUUGCGAGAAGGAGAACAAGGAGUGCAACGAGACGUACAGCGAGUGCAAGAGAGACAACAAGGACGACAAGCGCGGCCACAGGAGGUGCACGGACAAGUACGACAAGUGCAAGAAGAAUGUGAAGAGGUGCCGUGACAAGUGUGAUAAUUAGGCCUUCUUUUGAGUGUCGGGCUGCAGGAGGUGCACGGACAAGUGGGACAAGUGCAAGAAUGUGGAGAAGUGCGACUAGGCCGAGUGUGACUAGGCGGAGGUCGGCAGAGGAUCUGCCAGUGCAGGGCUAGGGUUGCCUUUUGGAUUGAUGGAGUGUGGAAGAAAGGGGAGUGGGGGAAGGCGGUGAGAGGAAUGGAUGAUGGGGUGGUGGAUCAGAUGGCGUUCCCCCUCUGCCUGAGACUCCUUAGGUAGGUCGUGUGUGUGUGUGUGUGUGUGUGUGUGUGUGUGUUCAGAUGUGGGCUCAAAUUUGCUGCUAU
Molecule: messenger RNA, 1562 nt
Organism: Closterium sp. NIES-67
Lineage: Eukaryota; Viridiplantae; Streptophyta; Zygnematophyceae; Desmidiales; Closteriaceae
Source: the annotation of a GenBank genome assembly